AUGUCUCCUGCUAUAGUUUUGGACUCAGGAUCGUUAACUACCAAAGCUGGAUUUGCUGGGGAAUCUUUUCCUAGAACAAUAAUUCCUACAACAGUUGGACGAUUUUGUCAAUAUGGUCUCAGCGAAGGCAUCUCCGACGUAUACUUUGGUAAAGAAGCGAUGAUAAAGAGAGGAAUUUCGAAGUUAAUAUGGCCAAUUAAAGACGGAGUGAUAAAUGACUGGGAGGACAUGGAGAAACUAUGGCAUCACAUAUUUUACACAGAACUUCAUGUUGCGCCAGAAGAGUCACAGUUCAUGAUCGCUAUACAUCCUAUGACUUCAGAAAAUGAUAAAGAAAGAAUGGCUGAAAUAUUAUUUGAGUCUUUUACAAUUCAAGAAUUGUAUUUGGCUACAUCAAGCCCUUUAGUGUUACACGCUAGCGGCAGAACUUCAGGAGUUGUCUGGGAAAAUGGUUACUCAUGCUCGUAUGCUUCGCCGGUAUUUGAAGGAUUUCCUCUAAAACAUGCAACAGUUAGCUCUGAAAUAAAUGGAAAUGUUUUGACAGACCGACUACAAUAUCUACUGAGUCAAACAGGAUUUUUCUUUACGACUGCGAUAGAACGAGACAUUUUGGAAAGAAUUAAGAGAGAAUUGUGUUAUGUAUCACCAGACUAUAAUAAAGAUUUAACAACUUCGAAACUUUCAAACGAUAGCAUUUCUUUUAAGCUUCCAGACGGUCAGAAUAUAUUUCUAGGUUCAGAAAGAUUUGAAGUCCCAGAAAUACUCUUUCAGCCAAGUUUACAAGGGUUCGAUUGUCUUAAUAUUGUCGAUGUAAUCUGUUCAAGUAUUUACAAAUGCGACUUGGAGUAUAAAAGACUCUUCUUUGAUAAUAUAGUAAUAUCAGGUGGAACGAGUAUGUUCAAAGGUCUACCGGAACGCUUAAGUGUCGAGUUAUCUAGAAGAAUAAUAGAUCAGCCAGGAAUAAAAGCGAAUAUCGAUGCAAUGUCUUCAAGAAGUGUAGCAGCUUGGACCGGGGGAUCUAUUCUGGCCUCACUCAAAAGUGUUAAAGGCUUUUGGAUGACAAAACAAGAAUAUGAAGAUGGUGGGGCAGAAAGAGUUCACUAUAAAUUUUAUUAAAUGAGGUUUGAUAAAGG
This is a messenger RNA of Melitaea cinxia (Glanville fritillary), 1133 nucleotides long. RefSeq names its product actin-66-like. Bases 1 to 1116 code for a protein of 371 amino acids. The record is from RefSeq and is a predicted model, not a curated record. Lineage: Eukaryota; Metazoa; Arthropoda; Insecta; Lepidoptera; Nymphalidae. The transcript is spliced from 4 exons.